AUGUCAAUGAUUGAAUUUAGUAGAUUCUUUCGAAAUCUCACGAAAUAAGAUAAGAUACUUAUAUCGAUUGGAACAUUUUCAGCAGUUGUUACAGGAAUAUUACUGCCAAUUUUUGCUCUUUUAAGCGGAGAACUCGCUAAUACGUUUGAGCCCAGUAACACUCCAGAAAAAAUUAAAGAAGCUAUGAAUACUGUCUCAUUGUAAAUUGCAUUACUUGGAUUUGAAAGUUUAGAAAACUUCGUAGAAUCAGCAGUCCAUUUUAUAACAACUUGGAGGGUCGUAGAAGAAAGUUUAGUGUUAAUAAAAUUAAUUGUUUCAUUUUCAAAAGAGGAUAAGGAAAUAAGAAAAUUUGAAAAAUUAGCAGAACAAGCUAAGAAUCAUUCUGAUAAAUCUGAAAAUUGGACUUCCGCAUUUAUUGGAUUACUAAAAUUUAUUAUUUUCGGUUUCUAUGGGUUUAACUCAUAUUUAGGCACAAUUUUUAUUCAAUAUAAUAUCACUAAUCCUAGCACUGGUAAAGACUAUACCACUGGAUAAAUCAUCUCAGUUAUAGUUGCUUUCAUGAAUUGUACAACUAUGAUAUUCUAAAUAAGUCCCAGUAUCUAAGGGAUAGUAAAAGCAAGAGUGGUUGGGCGUCAAAUAUAUGAUAUAAUUGAUCAAGCCCCAAAACAUAAAAAAUUUGAAUAAGACACUAUUUAAGAGCUUACGCUUAAUAAUGGAAUAAAAUUCGAAUCUGUAACCUUCUAGUAUUAGAAAGCAAGUUAAGUUACUUUGAAAGAUGCAUCAUUUACAAUUGAAGGUAAUAAAACAACGGCUAUAGUUGGAAACUCAGGCUCAGGAAAAAGUACUAUUAUCUAAUUAAUAGAGAGGUUUUAUUUGAAAUAAAAUGGAAAAAUUUAUUUCGAUAACCUUGAAAUAGAAAACAUAGAUUUAAAAACUCUAAGAGAAUCUAUUGGCUAUGUUUAACAAGAGCCUAUACUAAUUAUGGGAACUAUUAGACAUAACAUUCUGCUAGGGAAUAAAGAUGCUUCGUAAAAAGAUAUAGAUGACGCAAUUGCUAUGGCAAAUGCUGAUUUUGUAUAUUCACUUGAGCACUAAAUUGAAACCUAUGUUGGCUCUUCAAAUAUAAUAAAUUUGUCGGGGGGUUAGAAAUAGCGAAUCGCCAUUGCACGAGCCUUGAUAAAGAAACCUUAAAUUUUAAUUAUAGAUGAAGCUACUAGUGCUCUUGAUCCUAAAAGUGAAAAAGAUGUCUAACUUGCUUUGAAAAAUAUUCAGAAAUCAGAUAAUAAACUAACUAUCAUCAUAAUAGCUCAUAGAAUUCAAACAAUAAUAGCAGCUGACAAUCUAAUUAUACUUGAUAAAGAUCACAAAAUAAAUCAAGCUUCUAAGGGAACUAAGAUUUAUGAAGAAGUAAUUGAGAAAUUAGAAUUAAAAAAUUAAUAAUUUGAGUCUAGUUCAAUAUAAUCUCCUUCUCCAUUUAAACAAUAAAUUCUAGAAAAAGGACCUUAAGAAUUUGAAAUUUAAUUUCACAAACUAAAAACAAGUAGAGACUUAAUAAGCAAUAGUUUAAAUGAUUCCAAGUGCAUAUUAAGAGAAGAAAGCCAAGAAAUCAUUAAGCCAAACUAAUCCUAGGAUAUAUUACCAAAGGAAUAUGGCGGGAAGCAUAUCAUGAAAUUUUACAAACCUUAUUCCAAAGUGUUCUUGACUUUCAUUGCAACAUGCUGUAAUUCUUUUGCCUUUCCUCUAUACGGCUAUAUAUUUUCAAAAGUCAUUUUUGUAAUGCUAGGCAGAGCAUCUCCAACUUUCGUUAUCAAUAGAAAUAUUUGGUGCGGAGCAUUUAUAGCCUUAGCUGUAGGAAUGGGAAUAUUUGAGUAUUUAAAUAGGAUAUUGCAUUCUUAGCUUGGUGAAAACUUAGCUUUAACGAUUAAGAAAAAACUCUUUUCUUCAAUGAUUCGUUAAAAUAUAGAAUGGUAUGAUUAAAAGGAGAGGGCUCCUGGUAUCUUAAGUGGCAUGCUCUAAGCAGAUGUAUCUUAACUAAAAGGAUUAACUAGUUAGACAUAUGCACUAAUACUUGAAGCAUUAUUAUGCCUUAUAAUAGGUAUUGCAUUAUCCUUUCUGAAUACUUGGAAAAUGGCUUUAGUUACAGUAACUAUGGUACCAUUCAUAAUACUGGGAGGUAUGGCUGAAUAAAUAAUAGUUUGGAAUUCAGUUAAUAGCUCAACUAAGUCAGUAAAAGAUUCAGGAGAGUAACUAAAUCACUAUGACAAGGCUAAUGCUCUUCUGUCAGAUAUAAUAAUAAACUAUAAAACUGUUGUCAGUCUUGGAGAAAAGAAUGUUAACUAUUUGGUAUAAAAAUAUCAAGAUUUACUCGAAGAACCAAAACGAAUGGAUAUCAAGCAUGCGCAUAUAUCAGGAAUAAUAUACGGAUAUUCUCAAUGCAUAAGAUUUCUUUUCAUCGCAUUUAUCUUCUAUCUAUCUUCAGUCUUCAUCUUUGAGUACAAUGAUGAACCAGAGGAUACCUAUGUUGGUGUUUAUACACUGUUUGUUUCUGCUAUCGGUACUGGUUCUUUGAUAUCAUAAUUACCUUCAAGAUCUAAAUCAAAAUAGGCAGCCAAUAAGAUCUUUAAGAUCAUUGAAAGUCAACAAAUAGAUAAUAAUCACGAUAGCUCAAGACAAGUAGCAAACUAUAAAUAAAAAGAAUUCGUAAAAUAAGGAGAAAUAGAAUUCAAAAAUUUAAGCUUCAAAUACCCCUCAAGAGACAAGAAAGUUCUGAAUAACUUUUCACUUAAAAUACCAAUAGGGUUUAAAGUAGCUCUGGUUGGUCAUUCUAGUUCUGGCAAAAGUACAAUCGCAAAUCUAUUGCUCAGACUUUAUGAUUAUGAAGAAGGAUCCAUACUAAUAGAUGGACAAAAUAUAAAAGAAUAUGAUGUGAAUUCCUUGAGGAACUCUAUUGGGUAUGUUAUGUAAGAACCUUUACUCUUCAAUGUCUCCAUAAAGGAAAACAUUACCUAUGGAAUAGAUGAGGCAUCGGAUGAAAAAGUUAGAGAAGUUGCUGAAAUGGCUAAUGCUCUAUAAUUCAUAGAAAAUUUCAGUGAAAACUAAGACUAAAAUUUUAUGUUCGCUUCUUUUUCUUCACAGCAUGAACUAGUACAACCGUCUUUUGAUAAUGGAAAUAGAUAAUAAGACUAAAAAAUGAUUAAAAAAGAGCUUUCCUAAGGAUUUAAUAAGAAAUGUGGACUGAAAGGAUCUUUGCUUUCAGGUGGAUAAAAGUAGAGAAUAGCAAUUGCAAGAGCAUUAAUUAAAGAUCCUAAAAUUUUAAUUCUUGAUGAAGCUACAUCUGCUCUAGAUGAAUAAUCACAAGAAUUAGUAAACAUUGCUAUUGAAAAAGCUAUGAUUGGCAGGACAAGUAUAGUUAUUGCCCAUAGAUUAAGCACGAUAAGAAAUUGUGAUUUGAUAUGUGUCUUACAUAAUGGAAAAAUGGUAGAAUAAGGAACAUUCUAAGGUUUAUCAGAUGAUGAAGAUUCUUAUUUUUAUAAAUUAAAAUCAGGGAUGGAAAUGUGA
Messenger RNA from Stylonychia lemnae, 3558 nucleotides. NCBI's taxonomy places the organism in Eukaryota, Ciliophora, Spirotrichea, Sporadotrichida, Oxytrichidae. The record is from the annotation of a GenBank genome assembly.